CGGAAAACGUCAGCAGACAUGUCUGCUCCGGAUCCGAAAUUUGUUGAAAAACUGAAGAAUAAGAUUGACAAUGCUGCCGUUCUUGUCUUCACCAAAACUACCUGUCCCUACUGCGUUAAGGUUAAAAAGCGUUUCACUGACUUGAAUAUUCCAUUCGGCUACUUGGACUUGGAUCAAAAGGCAAAUGGAUCCACAAUCCAAAAGGCGUUAAAAGAAAUCUCUGGCGUCGAGACAGUUCCCCAGAUCUUCUUCCGUGGAAAGUUUAUGGGUGGCUGCAGCGAUGUGGAUGAGAUAGCGGAUGACAAAUUGGUUGCGAUGUCGCAGAAAAUGGAAUAUGAUUAUGAUCUGCUUGUUAUCGGUGGUGGAUCCGGUGGUCUGGCCCUCGCUAGGGUCGUCAACUAUCCGUAUGUGUUUCCACUGCCCCAUACCAUGGGUAAAGCGGUAGCUGCACUGGACUAG
Messenger RNA from Dibothriocephalus latus, 459 nucleotides. The record is from the annotation of a GenBank genome assembly. Lineage: Eukaryota; Metazoa; Platyhelminthes; Cestoda; Diphyllobothriidea; Diphyllobothriidae.